Messenger RNA from Humulus lupulus (European hop), 676 nucleotides. Its product is annotated as guanosine nucleotide diphosphate dissociation inhibitor 1-like. Gene Ontology annotation, biological process: small GTPase-mediated signal transduction; protein transport; vesicle-mediated transport. The record is from RefSeq and is a predicted model, not a curated record. The coding region runs from base 220 to 600 and encodes 126 amino acids. Lineage: Eukaryota; Viridiplantae; Streptophyta; Magnoliopsida; Rosales; Cannabaceae. Gene Ontology annotation, molecular function: Rab GDP-dissociation inhibitor activity. Gene Ontology annotation, cellular component: cytoplasm. The transcript has 5 exons.
GAUGGGAAGAUCAUGAUCUCAAUUGGUUGGUCUCUUGAUAACAUAAAUGGGAGAAAUAAAUAUUUUAAGCAUGCUAGACCAAUUUUCUUAUUACAUAUCUGAUAUUUUGUUAGGAAAUAUGGUCUUGACGACAAUAUUGUGGACUUUAUUGGUCAUGCAUUAGCUCUUCAAAGGGAUGACCGUUACCUAAAUGAACCUGCACUGGAUACCGUGAAAAGAAUGAAGCUUUAUGCUGAGUCUCUAGCACGUUUUCAAGGAGGAUCGCCAUAUAUAUAUCCUUUAUAUGGACUGGGAGAACUUCCACAAGCCUUUGCACGGCUUAGUGCAGUUUAUGGAGGGACAUAUAUGUUGAAUAAACCUGAGUGCAAGGUUGAGUUCAAUGAGGAGGGAGAAGUCAUUGGGGUCACAUCUGAAGGUGAAACUGCUAGAUGCAAAAAAGUUGUGUGUGAUCCAUCAUACUUGCAAAACAAGGUUAGAAAGGUUGGUAAGGUUGCAAGGGCAAUUGCCAUCAUGAGCCAUCCAAUACCGAACACCAAUGAUUCUCACUCAGUACAGGUUAUCUUGCCACAGAAGCAGUUGGGUCGCCAAUCAGACAUGUGAGUUUUCAUAUAAUAUUCCUCAGAAGAAUUAGCUAUCUUAUUUGUCGUUUCCUAAAUGGGACUGAUAACUUUGCUCU